CCCAACUCCGGGGGAAGGAAACCGAGAAGGCUACGCAUAACCACAGGACGGCUGUGAUUACGAGCAAACCGCGGUCAGAGGGCGGACGUACGUCGCCGGACAUAAAACAACUUGCUUCCCCGGACAGAUCUGAGUGAAGUGAACACUUCGGAGGUGUUCUUCGAGGACGCGGGUUGGGUUGGUUGGCCGGUUCACCGUAACGUCAGAGAAACAUGCCCGUCUCUCUCUGGAUGCGCGGGGGGAUCUAACCGAGGCAUGGCCGCGGACGUGAGGAAAAGAUCGAGUCCGGAGAAAGGAGCCGUGGCCUCGGACGGCGAACAUGUGGGAAACACGACCGGAGAAGACGGUGCCCGGUCCCAAGGGUUCGCCCGCUCGCGGUUUUGCGGACUACUCCCCAAACUGCUCAUUAUCGCGGCGGUUCCCAUCGUAGCCUUCGCCUUCAAAUAUUACCAAGACGGGCAGCUUCUGAAGCGACAUGAAUCGGGCCUCCGAACGCUCGGAACUGAAGGCCUCUUCCUCUUCUCCUCUUUGGACACGGACCAUGACCUUUACCUCAGCCCGGAGGAGUUCAAACCCAUCGUAGAGAAACUCACAGGUAUCUCCCCUCCAGGGGAGUUUGAGGAGGAGGUCCCCCAGGACCCCAACGGGGAGACGCUGACCGUUGAGGCCAAGAUGCAGCCUCUCCUGCUGGAGACCAUGACCAAGAGCAAGGACGGAUUCCUGGGGGUUACCCACAGUUCCCUGAGCGGCCUGCGCUCCUGGAGGGGCCCCGCCGUGCCCUCCUCCGUCUUCUUCGCCGGCCAGUUCCGCGGCUUCCUGCCGCCCAAGAACAAGCUGGAGGUGGGGGACCCCUGGUGGCUGGUGCCCAGCGAGCUCAACAUCUUCACGGGGUACCUCCCCAACAACCGCUACAACCCCCCGACCCCCAGGGGCAAAGAGGUCAUCCUGCACUCCCUGCUCAGCAUGCUGCACCCCCGCCCAUUCAUAAAAUCCCGCUUCGCCCCCCAGGGGGCGGUGGCCUGCAUCCGCGCCAUCAGCGACUUCUAUUAUGACAUCAUCUUCAGGAUCCAUGCCGAGUUCCAGCUGAACGAGGUCCCAAACUUCCCCUUCUGGUUCACCCCCGGCCAGUUUACCGGAAACAUCGUCCUGUCCCACGACUCCUCGCACGUGCGCGAGUUCCACCUCUACGUCCCCAACAACAGGUCUCUGAAUGUGGACAUGGAGUGGCUCUACGGGGCCAGUGAGGGCAGUAAUAUGGAGGUGGACAUCGGCUACCUGCCGCAGAUGGAGCUGCAGGCCUCUGGCCCCUCCGUUCCCUCCUUCAUCCAGGACGAGGAGGGGAACGUCAUCGACAGCCGGGGGGGGGAGGGCGACCCCAUCCAGUUUGUGUUUGAGGAGAUUCACUGGAAGAGUGAGAUCAGCCAGGGGGAAGCAGCUCGCCGUUUGGAGCUCACGCUGUACCCCUUCAAAAAGGUGGCCUACCUGCCGUUCUCGGAGGCCUUCCGCAGGGCCCGGGAGGAGAAGAAGCUGGUGCACUCCAUCCUCCUGUGGGGGGCGCUAGACGACCAGUCCUGCUGAGGUUCCGGGCGGACUCUCCGGGAGACAGUCCUGGAAAGUUCGCCCGUUCUGACUCUGCUCAAUCAGAGCUUCAUCAGCAGCUGGUCUCUGGUCAAGGAGCUGGAGGAAAUGCAGGCUGACGUCAGUAACCCCGCCCUGAGUAGCAUUGCCGCGCUGCACCUGCAGAAGUACAACUUCCCCGUGGAGAUGAUGCUGUCACUGCCCAACGGCACCGUGAUCCACCACAUCAACGCCAACUACUUCCUGGACCAGACGGCCAUGAAGCCGGAGGAGGAGGCGGACAGUACCAUGUUCAGCUUCUCGGGGGGGUUUGAGGACCCCUCCACCGCCACGUACAUCCGCUUCCUGCGGGAGGGGCUGGAGAAGGCCAGAGAGCACCUGGCGUAGCGAGGAGGGGGAGCGGGAAAGCCGGAGCGCGUUCGGGAACGUCGGAAUGUGUGCGGGAAUUCCGGAAUGUGUGCGGGAAUUCCGGAAUGUGUGCGGGAACGCCGGAAUGUGUGCGGGAAGGGGGGGGUGGUUAUCUGCCACGGUCGCUCCACUGUGUGUCGGUAAACGCAACUGGAAAAAACCUCCAAACACAUUUUCCACAAUAGUUCAGUGCAACUGUCACAUCCAACGGCGUCGCUGACUAUUCUCUGCUUGCCCAGUCUCAUGUUCUGCAUUACAGUCGGAUUGCAUCAGCAUCCAAACGGCUUUCUCCACGAGGGAAUGCGUAACAUCUGUCAGUGUUCCCCCCCCCCUCUCUAAUGCAGUACAUUGAUGGCUGGGAUUCAACGUGUUGACUAACACUGACUAACAGGCAAAAGCAAAGAAUUAUCACGUCUGAAGAUGAACUGUUAUCCUAUACCUGCGUUUACUUGCGAGUCAAAUUUAAGGACGGAGGUUUUCUCUUUUUUUUGCGAGGUUAUGUUCCCUCGCGGUGACACACAGUGGAGAGGCUCGGUACAGAUUUAUUACUGAGCGUCUAUAAGUCAGGGGGUUUGUGGGUUCGUCGCCGUUAUUUUUAGCCGGCGAAACGUGCGUUAAUAUGGCUGAAAGGGGUGUGGAAAGUUUAGAAGCGUGGUUCACAGGUCGGGUUGUGGAUGAACUGGCCACGGAUUCGCCAGCUCGUACAGGUGAGGCCCACAGCAUUAGCUCUGGGGGGCUCUGUUAAGGGAGGCGUUAGCAUAGCCUCCACCGCUAACCUUUUACCUAAAAAUUAUGCCAAAAAAGCAAAGACUGCACUGCAAAAAUAUCAAUCUUUAUAUAUUUUUUGUAUUCUUGUCUGUCGUGCAAUACGUAAGCUCCUGAAAGGCUUUUUUUGAAAUGCUGUUUUUCAUGUAAAAAAAUGCAGUUUUCCAAUGGAUGUCACUUCUACACAUUGUCCACUAGGGGCAGGGUGGAGGCGAGUGCUGUUUCCUGGGCUUCGGUGCUUUGUGAGGGCCUGGUCUGAAAGCUCUGAUUGGGCAAGGCAAGGCCUGAUGUCAUCACUGAGUGUCCCAAAAAACAGACUUGUGGCCCUAACCCUGUCCCAUGCGGGUGUAGGGGGUGGGUGGGUAUAGAGUGGGGUGGGACAGCAGUCCUGAAAGACAUACACACACACACACACACACACACACACUAGUUGACAGCAGGGUUGGCAGUGGCAGGUUUUGCUGAGGUCACAGAAACGGUUCCAUUUGCGAGCACCAGCUUGAACUGCCCAACAGGUACCAUGACUUCGAGUUCAGUAACAACAAAGAUAUUGUUGUAUAUGCCAAUCAAGAUGGUCAACCCCUGUAUCCCUUCCAUCACACCUUUUUCUUAACAACAGGAGGUUCGGGCUGCUAACAGCGGUUUCCAGGGUUUUCUCAACGUCUUUUGAUGUUGUUCUUCGUUACACCCUUUACUGGUGAUUUUUCAGCAAGCCCAUUGAAUUGGAAUGUUAAACAAAAACGAGAUAGAACUCUAAAUAUUACGAAUGUUAAGUUGAGUAUCUUCUUGGUCUGUAAUGUCUUUGAUUUGGGCUUUUCCAUUACAAUACCUUACCUUCAGGCAUUUAGCAGACAUCAGCAGACAAUCCUUUCCAGAGGGACUUACACUGCUUACAUUCUUCAUAUACAGUCAGAUAUUUUGUGAUGCGAUGCAGGUCCCUGGCUCAUGGUUACGACUGCAGUGCCCCAGCUGGGAGUCAAACCCGCAACCCUCAGAGUCACAACCUCAGUUCCCUAAACAUUACACUGCACUGCCACCCAUUAACCCAUGCCUGAGCCAGCGGGACAGCAUCUCCUGCUUAAUGGAAGGGGUCCGACGAGGAGCCGCCUCUGAUUGGAUGUUUUUUUUCCCCCCCUGAUUGGUCAGGCUCAGGCAAUGAAACAGGAACAGGGAAAUGGUUUUGUGUGGUGCUGUAAGAGAGUCCUUCUGAAAUGCACUCGGGCAGAGCAGGUGUCCCAGUUUCAGGUGGUGUUGGGGAGAACCCCUCUGCGCCCCGUCUGCCCUGCGUUAGCUGCUCACUUUUAGGAUGUAAACCAAAAUGUCAGGAACCUGCCGCAGUGAAACCUGCCUGUCUAACCACUGGCCACAGAGAACAGCCCAAAAUAAAGUGAUCUCUUUUUAAAAACAAAA
Molecule: messenger RNA, 4161 nt
Organism: Anguilla rostrata (American eel)
Lineage: Eukaryota; Metazoa; Chordata; Actinopteri; Anguilliformes; Anguillidae
Gene: selenon
Product: selenoprotein N
Exons: 12
Biological process (GO): skeletal muscle fiber development; calcium ion homeostasis
Cellular component (GO): endoplasmic reticulum membrane
Molecular function (GO): calcium ion binding
Source: RefSeq, a predicted model, not a curated record